UACACACACACACACACACACACACACACACACGUUUUGACUAUCAUAUAUUCAUUAAAAACAUGGCGAAAUUGAAACAUGCGAUUUGGAAUAUUUCUUCUAAUUUUGUUGCAAAUCGAUAUUUUUCACGUUUAUUAACUUCUCAGUGGUAUAAUACGUCUACAGUCUCGUUAUUAAAUAAAACGUUAAUAGACUCUACAGUGAAAGAUAAAAACGAUAUCAUCAUUACAGAUAGUUGCGUUAAACGUUUAAAGGAAAUUACAGAUGAUAAUGCUUAUUUAAGAGUUACAGUAGAAGGUGGAGGCUGUUCUGGUUUUCAAUAUAAAUUUGAUUUAGAUACAAAUAUAAAUGAAAAUGAUAAAGUAUUUCAAAAGGAUGGUGCAAAAGUUGUUAUAGAUUCAACAUCUUUGGAAUACAUUAAAGGAUCAACAAUAGAAUUUCAUACAGAACUGAUACGUUCUGCAUUUAGAAUUACUAACAAUCCUUUAGCUGAACAAGGUUGUAGUUGUGGUGCUAGUUUUUCUAUUAAAAUAUAAUUUCUGUUUAAAUUCUAUAAAAAA
Apis dorsata (giant honeybee) is the source of this 560-nucleotide messenger RNA. Its product is annotated as iron-sulfur cluster assembly 2 homolog, mitochondrial. Bases 63 to 536 code for a protein of 157 amino acids. Gene Ontology annotation, cellular component: mitochondrion. Gene Ontology annotation, molecular function: iron ion binding; 2 iron, 2 sulfur cluster binding; 4 iron, 4 sulfur cluster binding. NCBI's taxonomy places the organism in Eukaryota, Metazoa, Arthropoda, Insecta, Hymenoptera, Apidae. The record is from RefSeq and is a predicted model, not a curated record. Gene Ontology annotation, biological process: iron-sulfur cluster assembly. The transcript has 3 exons.